UGAGAAAGGGCUCACCUUUCGAAAGCAAGGCUGGAGGCAACGACAAUGGAUUCUGAUCCCCCAUUACCGUUUGCUCCUCGUGCUAAACGUACCUCUACCCCGCGAACCCUGGUCAAUGCGCCUAGUGCCCCUUUCCCAUUCGCCCAUCGUACAACGGGAUUCAACUUCGAUGGACUCUCGGGGCCGCCUUCCAGCGACACUCCACUAUUUUCUAGCGACGAUUUUCAACCAGGUUUAGAGGAUUACACGCCCGCGUUGACCUCGGCGCAAGAAGCGACUGGAGCGCCCUGCAAUGGCCGGGGGGAUGGAGGUGCGCGGAAGCGACGGUAUCGUGGGACAUGGUGGGGCGAAAAAGUCCAGUGUAGGAAGAAGAGGACGAGGACGGGAUUUAAGAAUAAGAGAGAUAUGGAUAGCGGCGUGUGGAUGAUGAGUAGUGACGACUCUGCCGGUUUGUUAAGUUCGGAUAUUCUUGAUGACGAUGGGGAAGGAGGAAGGGGAAACGGACACGCGUAUACACAUGAGGAUAAUAUUAUGGACAGCCCGGUCACGCUGGACACCGUACAGCCUUCAACCGCGCUCAGAGGGGAUAAGGCAUCCAGAAAGUUUCUCAGGACAGAUCGAGCGGCUGAAACCGAAGCGCAGAGACAUGCGAGGUCUGCCAUAGAUCGCUGCUUAGAGGAAGGAAAUGAUAAUGUGGACCUCUCAUACUUUAAUCUCCAAAAGAUUCCUCCGGGCACGUUCCAGCCCCUCAUCCAAUUAACAAAGGAACCCGCUCUGGAAAACGCCCCGACCUCUGAGGAAGGAUAUAGUCCCUUGGAACCUUUCCUCCGCCUAUACCUCGCACAGAAUUGUCUCACAUUGCUCCCCAGAGAGAUGUUCGAUCUUCAAGGACUAAUGGUCCUUAGCUUGCGUCAAAACGAGCUCAAUGAAAUCCCUGGCGCGAUUCAAAAGCUAACUAACCUGCAAGAUUUAAACCUUGCAGUUAAUAGACUUGAACAUCUCCCAUGGGAAUUACUCAGCCUUAUGCAAAAAGGCGACUUGAAGCGAUUAACUGUCCACCCGAAUCCAUUUAUCCAGCUGGACGAGCUCAACAUCGCCGAAUGGUUCUGGGACAUUGAAGAAGGAGACGCUCCUGUCACAGAAAGACUAAAACCUAAUACCUAUUCCGGCGAUGCAAACCCGAAGGUGUGGCUCCCGAUCCACAUCGCAAACAGCCCGGUUAGCUACUUCGACAUGGAAGGAAAUCCGCUGAGUCACAGUGACACCCUACCGCCACCCAAUCGCGCCCAAUCCCUCCGUGAACUGUCCCUUCAAGCCUGUCUUCGCUCGCCGCAAGUUUCCCACUUUCUCGACCUCACGGCCCUUGAUGCAGCGGAGGAAGAGCACCCCGAUUUUCCGGCUUUCGUCGUGCGCCUCCUACGGCUUGCAAAACAGGUCAAGCUCACCGGCGACCGAACGUGCUCGGUAUGUGCACGAACAUAUGUGGUCCCUCGAGCGGAAUGGGUAGAAUGGUGGGACUGUACGCCGUAUGAAAAUGGAUCGAAGAUUCCGAGGGUGGCUGGGCAGCGAUUGUGGCCUCUACCUUUUUUAAGGCGGGGUUGUAGUUGGGCAUGUGGGAGGGACAUUCAAGACAAACAAACCUCAAACCAGAAAAAUUGUUAAAAGAAAUUUAGCGUCCGGCAUAGAGCACAGAGAACUAGAAUAAAUAACCGUUAUUGGGACGCAUUGUAUAACAAAAAAAAAA
Molecule: messenger RNA, 1744 nt
Organism: Coccidioides immitis RS
Lineage: Eukaryota; Fungi; Ascomycota; Eurotiomycetes; Onygenales; Onygenaceae
Product: leucine Rich Repeat domain-containing protein
Exons: 2
Coding region: 46-1662 (538 amino acids)
Cellular component (GO): extracellular matrix
Molecular function (GO): protein binding
Source: RefSeq, a predicted model, not a curated record